UAUCUCUAACACUUCCUGGUCUUGAUUUGAGUUCAAGUAAUCUGAAACGAAAGGACCAUUUGCGAAAAUGGAUGUACACGCUCUAAAUGUGCGAAUGCUGUUUUUCCUGUGUCUUGUUACCUCUUGUGUCAGCUUUUUAGUCCCUGGACACCCAACGCAAAAUGGGACCCUAGCACCACCAGACAAAGAUGCCGCCCUCUCAUAUCUAGUGCAGGAGGUGUUUGAUCUCAGAGUCCUACUCCAAAGCCAGGAGCGAGAAAUCCAAGCUCUAAAAUCCCAACAAGCGCUAGUGGAUGUUAACAACCAGACUGGGUUUCAGGCUGUCAAAACUUGGUUGGAAAACUUGGAAAAUUCCGUCCAAUUCUUAACCACGACUCAACAGAAUCACGAGAUUCGAGAUGAAGAGACAAACAGGACGAUUUUCCUAGAGUUGGAUCAAUUGAAUUCAGAGCUUUCCGAAUUACGAAGCACUACAAAUAAAACAAUUAUGAAGGUAUACAAAGAACUGCAGAGUGAAAUCACGAAUCUUACAGUAAAGGAAUUUGGAGAUGUACAACGAAUUGAAGGCCUUAUAUUAACAGAGCAUAAAGCGACAGGGAUAGAGAUAGCAGCACUGAAGGCUAGGCUGCAACAUUUAAAUGACACCCUUAUAGGAAUAUUAAAACCAACUGGUAUAAGAUUAACCGGCGGAGAUGCCAACUCUGGUAGGGUAGAGAUUAGAUUCCUCGGAGAUUGGGGAACUGUUUGUGAUGACGACUUUGGAAUCGAGGAAGCUAGAGUUGUCUGCCGGAUGCUUGGAAAGAGCACGACUAAUGCACAGUCUUUCAGUGGAUCAAACUUCGGACAAGGAACCGGAACUAUAGUGUAUGAUGACCUGGGCUGUACAGGAUCCGAACCCGACCUGUUUAAAUGUCCCCAUGCUGAGCUCGGUCAUCACAACUGUGCUCAUACUGAGGAUGCUGGAGUUAGCUGUGGUAAGUCAAAAUAA
Magallana angulata is the source of this 988-nucleotide messenger RNA. Its product is annotated as deleted in malignant brain tumors 1 protein-like. Lineage: Eukaryota; Metazoa; Mollusca; Bivalvia; Ostreida; Ostreidae. The record is from RefSeq and is a predicted model, not a curated record. Bases 68 to 988 code for a protein of 306 amino acids. Gene Ontology annotation, cellular component: membrane. The transcript is spliced from 3 exons.